CACACCUUCUCUAGCACAGAUUACACAAAUUACCUAACGCAUUGUCAAGUUGUACAUUGAUUUGCAAGAAGCACCAUCACACGGCAGAAAACAGGUCACCAGUUGCUAGAAAUACCGAACGAUAAAUGACAAUCUAGCCUUUUCCCCGGCCUCGUCGUACUUCGCUCAAAGACUACACCGUGAUUUCAUGAUAUGGUAGUCCGUAGAGCUCAUCACAAGGUCAAAACUGGCUGUGAUGCAUGCAAGAAAAGACGCAUAAAAUGCGACGAAGGCCGACCGACCUGUCUGCAUUGCACGAAACGAAAUCUCGUCUGUAACUACAGACCCUCGGAUACACUCAGGCGGCCAACAGCACUCAUUGAUGUACAAGUGUUUCGCCAAAGAUCUUCAUCUCCGUCCGCCGAAUCAUCGGAUACCCUGGAUGUGAAUGAGCCAAUUCUGAAAACCCUGAACCCACCUCAUUCACCAAAACUCCUGCAAGCGCUUGUCUCUACUGGAGCACUUGAGGAAUUCCCUCCUGAUCAAAAAGCACACAUUCAAAGCAUAGUUGAUCAUUUUGAAGGUGUAGUGGCUGCAACUGUAGCCGUAACUCGAGAUGGGCAGAUAGCCUGGCUCAAUGCUAUACCAGUGCUGUGUACACAACAUCGAUUCGUCCUCUAUGGCAUGCUGGCAUUAUCUUCAUUGCACCUAUCUCAUAUUUCGGAAGCGGGAAGCACAGAAAAAGAUGCUUACCAUGUCACAGCCGUCGAACAAAUGAGUAGAGGGAUCUCGAAGUUUCAGUUGGCCCUCAAAAGCGUGAAUGAAGAGAAUGCUGAUGCCUUGUUUGCAUUUUCUGCAACCUUGGCUGCGUACACGAUCGCAACUACUGGAGAAGCAUACGAUGAGCUCAAAGACACUCUCGCGGCAGCUACGUUACAGCAGAGUGCAAAGUCCCUCGAUUGUCUGACCAUGCCAAUGGUACGGAUGCUCCGUGCUCUAAGAGGCCAAUUAGUCAUAUUGGUACCUUGUUGGUAUCAUCUACAACAAGGUAUACUUUCCCCUUUGGCCAAUCGAGAUUGGUGGCCACCCGCAGUACCUGCAGAUCCGAUAUCAGCAGAAGAGGACCGCAGGAUCCAAAGUCUAGAUAAAAUGUGGAUGCGGCCUGGUAGAGCUUAUGAGUACUACUUUGACACCCUAAGAGCAUCUUUGGGACACCUGCGAGAAUGCUUCGCUUUGGUUUCUCAAUUAACGCAUGGGGAAAUUGGCCGACAUAAAUCAAUUAUCGGAGACGCUGUCUUGUCUGACUACGGACGCUUCGACUACGGUGCCGUACUGAUGUGGUCACACCACAUUUCUCAUGAAUUCAGUACCCUAUUAGAGCAACAGAUUCCAGAAGCGUGGGUUAUAGCCGCACACUGGGGUCUCUUGGCAUAUCGCGCGAGGUCAGCAUGGUUGUCAAACACUUGGCCAUCGGCUCUCAUCACUGUUGCGGUGAUUGUAGCAGGCAAGGAGUAUCACGACUUUCUCGAAUGGCCGGCUCGAGAAGUUGACAUCGACUUGGCUAACAUGCGUUGACCUCAAGUGUGUGGAAUCGUAGGUAGACCAGGCUACUUCAACUACACCCUAAAUAUCUUUGAGGAAUACGUUCCUGGUUUCACUUUCCGAUCACGACCCUGGCAGAAUGCAUCCCUUUUACAGCUAUGUUUCAAGCUGCGAUAUUAUGGUAUUCAUUAUAUGCAGAGUUAUCUAUUCCAACCAAGUAAAGAUGGCCUUUCCAUGACCAGUUGUAUCCACGAAACGCCAAUAACCCUUAACAUGUCCAACCAGACCGCACUUCCAGUGUAUCUUGCUCCUCGAAAACAGCAAAUUCUCCUUGGGAUUGCUUAAUAUGUACCAGUAGAAUACGGCG
This is a messenger RNA of Aaosphaeria arxii CBS 175.79, 1888 nucleotides long. RefSeq lists its product as uncharacterized. Gene Ontology annotation, biological process: regulation of transcription by RNA polymerase II. The coding region runs from base 193 to 1554 and encodes 453 amino acids. The record is from RefSeq and is a predicted model, not a curated record. Gene Ontology annotation, molecular function: zinc ion binding; DNA-binding transcription activator activity, RNA polymerase II-specific. The transcript has 3 exons. NCBI's taxonomy places the organism in Eukaryota, Fungi, Ascomycota, Dothideomycetes, Pleosporales.